Messenger RNA from Fusarium coffeatum, 3684 nucleotides. RefSeq lists its product as uncharacterized. Bases 1 to 3684 code for a protein of 1227 amino acids. The record is from RefSeq and is a predicted model, not a curated record. The transcript has 3 exons. Lineage: Eukaryota; Fungi; Ascomycota; Sordariomycetes; Hypocreales; Nectriaceae.
AUGGACGGGUAUCCGACGGGAAGUCUGGACCAUAAUGUCCCCCUUCUAGUGGCUUCCGGUCUCAACAGCGACACGAACGAGCUACCGCUGAGCGCAGAACUCAAGGAACAGAGCAUCCUCCUCCGAUCAGAGAUACCGCCCAUCGAUGGCAAGAAUGCGGAGGCUCUGUCGCAGUACUUUAAAGAUGUCGAUGCAAGCGCAAAGUCGUGGAGCGCCUUCGAGAGAAGUGAACAGUAUAGGUUUCGGGCCAGGACUACUGGGAGGUCGUUUUUAUUACCGCCGCGCCGAGCUCGUCUUCCCGAAGGUAUCGAACCUCUUAGCGAACACCCGACACUGCAUUCGCCCUUUUCGCCUUUAAGUCCCAUAUCAACAUUAUAUCCCGAUGGUCUGAUCGACGCGCAAUGGAUCAAGAAGCACCAGGACCUUGUUCCUAGUGUAUACUUGUGCUUCUACUCACUCACGAGCGACCCGAAUUCUAUGACACUGCAAGACAACCACAUCAAGUCCGAUAUCAAUAACAUUAAGGGCGCUCUACUACGAUCAGGAUACAAGACCCGGCUAGCGAUAGUUUUGAUCGGAGACAACGAAAGCGAACCUCUCUCACUAGCUGAAGGUAUCCAGGAGAGGCUAGAGAGCAUACGGAGAGGAACAGCUUUGGACCCCAAGUCUGUCUUCUACGUUCCGUCGCAAGACUCGCAAAAUGAUCAGAAGCAAGUGUUCGACAACAUACUAGGGGUCCUGUACACAUCAGCUGUGGAAUACUACCGCGACUUGGGACGGCAUGCCAGGAAGAAGCGAUCUCGUGGCAUAGCACCCCAGCCAACUGUACCUCCUACAACUGGAACGUCCCAGACACUGUCACUAUCGGACUGGAAUUUCAGAUAUGACUUUAAGUCAGCGAUCCUUGCAGAAUUUCGACAAGAGACGGAUGCGGCCCUGCGGUUUUUCGAGCAAGCAUAUGAGGUGCUCCUUGGGCAGGACGUGCUGGACAUUAUUCCUAGUUGGAGCCCGCGCUGGAACGAGGCCCGACUUUUGGCGGAUGUUAUAGCGAUACGGUGUUUGAGAUGCCAUCUGUGGAUGGGACAGACCACACUGGCUGUGCGAAAAUGGCACUCCCAUCGAGAACGAAUCGCGGACUUUGUCGAUCGCCGCGGGCGGGGAACCAACAACUAUGGGUGGCAGGCUUGGGAGGCUCGAUGGGCUACAGUCAUGGCCAACCUGGUCGAAAGGGUAGGCAUACCAGCUUUGGCCCCAGCGGCAGGGGCAAUCUAUGUUCCCCAGGAUAAAUCUGUCUCGGGUGAGAGAGUUUCACCAUGGGAAUUGCUACAUCACACAGGCUACUGGUAUCGGAUAGCAGCACGUCACAUUGUCGCUCGUCGGAAACUGGCGCAUCAAAUACCGGAGGAUGAUAGACAUUCACCCGACACAUCACCCGCAUCCGCAGUCGCCAGCAAGGCCUUCGCAUACGACACGUACAUGUGCCCAGAGCCUUAUCAAGAACACCCGCUCUCUGGCAAAGGAGUGAACCAUGCGCAGUUGGUCAUUGAUUGCCUCCAGGCGGCCAGCGCACAGUUUCAAGCUCGUAAUCAAACAAGGCUCGCUACAGAGAUGUCCCUGGAGUGUGCGAGGGAGUUUGCCAACAUGGGACAAUGGGAUGGUGCGAUUCAAAUGCUACUGCCUUUCUGGGAGGACGUCGCAUUUCGAUCAGAAGGCUGGAUUAACAUAUCAGAGGACCUGUGCUUGACUAUGCGAAAGAUUGCUGCAGGAGCUCACCGUCCCGAUUUGGUGGUUGCUGCAGACUGGGAACUAAUGGGCAACCACUUCAUGCGGCAACCCCAGUGGCAUUAUGACAUUACCAGGUCGCUUGAAGGAAUCACUACGGAUGAAAAGCCCUCUAUCAUCUUGAGUGACGGAAAGUCUGGAUCGUUCGUUUCAGCAUCUUUCGUGUUUCGAAACAAAGAGGGGAAAGCUGGUGAGAGUUGCACCGCGCAACUUGCGAUAACCUCACAUACGUUUCGGGAUGCCGCCCCAAUCACCUUUAGCUCCCUGAAAGCCGAAUUUGACGGGAGCUUGAAACCGAUAUUACUUGAGCACGAGGCCUCGGAAGAGGAGGAAUCAUCGCCAGCAACAGGCUGUUCUAUCCUAACGUUGUCUUUGAAGGAAGAUUACGCUGAAGGGUCGGAGGAUGAGCUACCGACAUUGUUGAAGGGACAUUCUAAUCUAAGACUCAGACCUGGCCACACUCGGGUCUUUGAGAUGAACAUACCCCUGAGAGAGCCAGGUACUGCGACAGCCGCAGCUGUCACCCUUUCCCACACAAACGAUAGUUUCGAUCUCGAUUACAAAUUGAAGAUCCGCCCUACAGACCCUGUUGUUGGCUGGUACAUUCAGGGUUCAUCAAAGCCCAGAAGCACACGACCAGAAGCAGGUACCAUACAAAUUCAGCCUCGACCGCCCAAGAUGGAGAUUAAGCUCUUGGAGCCCCUCGCUCAAUACUAUGCAAACGAAGCAAUCGCUCUGCAAGUUGAGGUGAUCAAUGCGGAGGAGGAUUCUGCUACUGCCAAAUUGGACAUUCAUCUGUUCGGAAAGGAGGUGCCCGCAGUCCGAGUUGAGAUCGACGGGCAUGAAGGUAGCGCAGAAGCAUCAACGGAAGAAUCCAAGAUUUCAGGACUUACGCUAGGUGCGAUCAAGAGUACAGCGUCAGUCAAGCUAAUCCUGCAUAUUGAGCCCCCUUCGACUCCCACAACACUGGAUCUGCACCUGAGGACGUCUUAUCAUCUGGAUUCAGAUAUCGCGACACCGAUUAUGCAGAUGCUUACAGUCCAGCUCAACAUAGUAAAUGCAUUCGAAGCAAACUAUGAUUUGGUCCCACGCCUUCACCCAGGCCCCUGGCCGAGCCUUUUCGACUCCGAGGGGCUCGGAGAUACGGAGGAAGGUGUAGCCAGAGGCUUUGCGCAAAAGUGGUGCCUCCUAUGUCACUACGCAUCAUUUGCCCAGGAAGAUCUGAAGGUCGUUGGGAUGGACCUCAAGGUGGUGUCGUGUGUCGGUGGUGCACGAUGCAACGUGACUCAAGGACCCAAUGUAUCACAAGAAGGGGUAGUCGUUUCGCCCAAGACGAUGCAGGAUGCACAGUUCGAUCUUGUAGCCCAGAAGCUUACGAUGGAGGAUAGGCACCCUGUCACGCUCGAGUUGGCGUUUGUCAUCCGAUGGCAGCGCCAGGACCGCAGCGAUGGACCAGUUAACACGACAACUAUGCCGGUCGGCAAAUACCUUGUACUAGGUACAGAGCCGCGAGUGCUAGCGUCUGUGUACCACGCCUCUAAGACAGAAGAUGAUAUUCCAGGGUUACUGCAGCUGGACAUGACAGUCGAGAACCCAUCGAAUCAUUUCCUUACAUUUGGUCUCGGCAUGGAACCGAGUGAGGACUUUGCAUUCUCUGGUGCGAAGCAGACGACGCUGAACUUGCUUCCGCAGUCAAGACGGACGACAACCUAUCGGCUGCUGCCGCAUGUCAGUGGAGUCUGGAUACGGCCAAAACUGACAGUGCGAGACAAGUAUUUCCAGAAGGUAUUGCGCAUAAUACCAACAGAGGGGAUGAAGAUUGAUGAGGAUGGACUACUAGUAUGGGUUCCUGGAGAGGAGAAGAAGGAAGAGGAAGAAGUUGAGAAGUCAGAGGAGCAAUGA